This is a messenger RNA of Drepanopeziza brunnea f. sp. 'multigermtubi' MB_m1, 1602 nucleotides long. RefSeq lists its product as uncharacterized. NCBI's taxonomy places the organism in Eukaryota, Fungi, Ascomycota, Leotiomycetes, Helotiales, Drepanopezizaceae. The record is from RefSeq and is a predicted model, not a curated record.
AUGUCCUUCUCCAAGAUUUCUGCCCUCGCCGGGUUGGUUGCUUUUGUAUCCAAGGCUAGCGCUCACGGAACCGUCAGUGGAAUUGUGGCGGAUGGAGUUUACUAUGUCGGCUACUCAGCCAAUUACCAAUACAUGCCAACUCAGCCAGUUGUCGUUGGGUGGUCCACCCCUGAAGAUACUGACAACGGGUUCGUUGCUCCAUCUGCGUACGCAGAUCCGGACAUCAUCUGCCACCGGGGCGCCACCAAUGCUCAAACAUCAGCAACCGUGAAGGCUGGCGGAACCAUUGAUUUGCAGUGGACUACCUGGCCCGAGUCGCACCACGGCCCAGUCAUUGACUACCUUGCGGACUGUGGUGGAGACUGCACCACUGUUGACAAGACUGCCCUCAAAUUCUUCAAGAUCGACGAAGUCGGACUCGUUGACGAUACCGUUAUCCCCGGUAAAUGGGCGGCUGAUCAGUUGAUCGCGAACAACAAUACUUGGAGCGUCACCAUUCCAUCCACCAUUGCCCCAGGAAAUUAUGUCCUCCGUCACGAGAUCAUCGCCCUCCACUCUGCCGGGACCGUUGGUGGAGCUCAGAACUACCCUCAAUGCUUCAACUUGGAGGUCACCGGGGCCGGAACUGAUGCACCAACUGGUACUCUCGGUACCGCGCUCUACACCGAGACGGAUCCUGGAAUUGAAGUCAACAUCUAUGCCGCUCUCGAGUACACCAUACCAGGCCCAGCUUUGUACGGUGGAGCCGGUGACGCGUCGCCGGUGAGCCCAGUUGCCUCGUCUGCCGUUGCAAGUAGCCGUCCUCAAGCUACAUCUGAGGCCGCCGACAUUCCAACCUCAGUCUCUUCUCCAACUGCCGCGCCAGCUCUAAACAGCUCUGUUGCAGCCAUCCCUGCCAGCCCCGAGAAGACCAAGUCCGCAUGCAAGUUAAAGUCCAAAAGCAAGUCAAAGUCCGCCUCUAAGGCAAUCGCCCCAGAUGCCUCAGCAGUGGACCAAGCCAGCCCAGCCACAUUCGCGGCGACAUCUACCCCAACCUCUUCUGCCGCUAAGACCACCCGAAUCGAGGCCAACCCAGGACGUUCCAACUCGGGAUCGGGCUCUAGAUCAUCAAGAGACACCGACUCAGAGAUCGUCGCCGCCGCCGCCGACGACUCGCCCUCCCAAUCAAGCUCCAGCAUAUCAGCAGUCACCGAGCCAUCCGGAACGACCCUCGGCAACCUCCAUUCCUGGCUCUCGUCCUUCUACUCGAAGAACGCGGGCACCGCCCACACCGAAGCCACCAUCGCCCGCCGCCACGCCCGCGACGUCGUCGCCGCACGCGCAUUCGACAAGUCCUACCCCCAUGGUGCUGCUCGACCCUCCGGUGGCGCCCAGCACCAGAACCAGAACCAGCACCAGCGCCCCCGCCCAUCGGCCGGCUUCGGCGGUGGCUUCGGUGGCGGCUUCGGUGGCGGCUUCGGUGGUGGCUUCGGCGGCGGCUUCGUCAAGCCGACCGGCGCCUUCCCCCCCAGGCCCACCGGUGGUGCCCACUUCGGCGGCAAGCCCAGAAAGAGCCUCUCCUUCCCAGCUGCUCGACCUCCCUUCCCCACUGGCGGAUAUUAA